This is a messenger RNA of Fusarium venenatum, 1047 nucleotides long. RefSeq lists its product as uncharacterized. NCBI's taxonomy places the organism in Eukaryota, Fungi, Ascomycota, Sordariomycetes, Hypocreales, Nectriaceae. The record is from RefSeq and is a predicted model, not a curated record. Gene Ontology annotation, molecular function: oxidoreductase activity, acting on the CH-OH group of donors, NAD or NADP as acceptor.
AUGAAUGACCUACCCACUGCCAUCCCGAGGGGAUCGUGGAUUCUCGUCACAGGAGCAAACUGCUACACAGGUAGCCAUGUGGUUAUUGAGCUCCUGAAUCGAGGGUUCAAUGUGCGCGGCACGGUCAGAGAUCUCGAAUACAGCAAAUGGCUCCUUGAGCAUCCUUCGGUAAAGCCAUUUACCGACCAAGAUAAGGUGGAAUUGGUUCUUGCCGACACAUCAAAACCAGGAAAUUUCGACGAGGCAGUCAAGGGAGUCUCAGCUGUAGUUCAUAUCGGAAACAUUGGGGAGCAAACACCAGAUCCCAAUGUGGCUUUCCCAUCAGCCAUCGAGGCUGCUUUAACCGUUUGUCGAUCUGCUGCCAAGGAACCCGCCAUCAAGCGGUUUGUGCUCGCGUCAGGUCUUUGGUCAGCGGUAUGGGCAAGACCAGGGGAUUCAUCGACAAUCAAACAGGAAACCUGGAACGAAGAUCUAGUCAAAAUGGCGAAUUCGCCUCCGCCAUACGAAUUGACUCGAAUGCUUAUAACCUAUCUGGCUGCCCGAGUCGAAGCAGAAAAAGCGGUAUGGAAGUUUGUUCAAGACGAAAAACUUCCCUGGGUAGUCAAUUCUGUCAGCCCAUGUUGGACGCUGGGCGACCCAUUACAUGCGAGGCACUAUGCUCCGAUGCCGACUCAGCUGCUGCAGCAGUUAUAUCUUGGAAAGACAGAAGCACUUAAGGAGAACACGACAGUGUACUACACUCACGUGUCAGACGUGGCAGUCAUCUAUGUUGCUGCUGUUAUCGACCCUGACGUAAAGGGUACUCGCAUUCAAGCCCUUGCAAAAUCCUUCAAUUGGAACAAUGCGCUAGCAGUCAUGCGCGCAGCGUACCCCGAAGAAGAUUUUGAGGAAGAUUUCAUCGCUGGAGAUCCUACCUUGAUAUACAAGAUCGAGAACGACAUCGCGCCAGGACUGCUACAAAAAUGGGCUGGGAGAGAGUGGAUCAGUCUAGAGAAAGGCAUAACGGAAACGAUUGACUUUUCCCGAAAGAUUGGUAAUUUAGACUAG